GGCCAGCAGCGCGGACCCAGCGCGGUGUCCGGGCUGAGCUGCGAGCCGGCACAGCCGCAGGGCCACCAGCGUGUCCCCAGCGUGUCCCCAGCGCGGUGUCCGUCCCCACGAUGCUAUGGCUGCUGUUGCUGCUCGGCGGGGUCCUGGGCUGCGCAGCGGAGCAGGCGGCUCCGCUCGCCUUCACCAUGCUCCAGCUGACCCGCGUCUACAGGGGCAAUUCCAUGUUCCGGGGGAACGCCAGCCUGAAUGGGCAGCUCAGCCAUGUCCUGGAAGGGAAUAAUGUCACCCAGGUGCUCCCGCUGGAGCCUCCGGACGCCUGGGCCCGGCGGCAGGACGAGGUGAUCACCUACCUGGGGAACUUCAGGCAGCUGGUGAUGCUCUUCCACAAAGAGAGACCCACGGAUUUCACCCAUCACCUGUGCUGCCACCUCGGCUGCCGCCUCUACCCCAACGGCACAGCCCAGAGCUUCUACGAGGUGACCCUCAACAGGACAGCGUUCCUGAGCUUCCACGUCCCCAGCGCCACCUGGGAGCGGCGCUGGCCCGGAGAGCUCCCGGUGGCCGCCUACGCGCAGCAACAGCUGAUGAAAUACCCCAUAACCACCCAGGACCUGCAGUAUUUCCUCAACACCACCUGUGUCAGCAUCCUGCAGGCUCAGAGCGCCAGGACAGGAAAAGUCAGCGGCCGAUCGCGUACUCCGCUGGUGCUGGGGCUGGUCCUGGGAAGCCUAGGCCUGCUGGGCAUGGCCCUGGGCAUCUUCCUGUGCACGGGAGGGAGCUGCUAGCGUGGGCAGCUGUCCCAUGUCACCCCAUGGACACAGGAGACGGACCUGUCAUCUCCCCGUGCAGCCAUCACCACCUCCUGGAGGCAGGGGACAGACCCAUCAUCUCCCUGUGGAGUCAGGGAUGGAUCCGUCAUCUUCCCAAGGAUCCAGCAACUCUCCGUGGAUCCAUCAUCUCCCUAUGGAGUCAGGGAUGGAUCCAUCAUCUUCCCAAGGGUCCACCAACUCUCCGUGGAUCCAUUAUCACCCUGGCGAGGCAGGGGCUGGUUCCAUCAACUCUGCAUAGAGACAGAGGGGGAUGAAAGCCCAUGAGGGGACCAAGCCCAUCCCUCACAAGGGAUGCAUGUCCCCAGUGCCACAGGCUUUGCUCCCCAAGGACACCAGUGGUUUCCCAGUCCUGUCCCAGCUGGGCUGACCCCUCCUCCAGCAGCCCCCAGCCCUGUGGAUGGUCCUCACUUCAGGCAAUGCACUGAGGCUCCACACAGAAACACUGGGCAUGGAUGGGAAAAUGGGGGGGAGAAGCAUGGGGGGAAAGCAGCAGGAGAAACAGCCAUGGAAUGGUUAAAAGGAUGGUUUAAAACCCUCAUUCAUCCCUGUUCCAGUGAGGAUGGAGGGAGGAUUUCACACCUUGUGUAAUAAAACCAUCCAUCAGCUCCCA
Molecule: messenger RNA, 1440 nt
Organism: Serinus canaria (Common canary)
Lineage: Eukaryota; Metazoa; Chordata; Aves; Passeriformes; Fringillidae
Gene: PROCR
Product: protein C receptor
Exons: 4
Coding region: 111-785 (224 amino acids)
Biological process (GO): negative regulation of coagulation
Molecular function (GO): signaling receptor activity
Source: RefSeq, a predicted model, not a curated record